Messenger RNA from Prorocentrum cordatum, 1725 nucleotides. Lineage: Eukaryota; Dinophyceae; Prorocentrales; Prorocentraceae. The record is from the annotation of a GenBank genome assembly.
AUGGGCGCCUUGGCGACGCUGCGCGGCGGCGUGGCAGCUCUGUUCCGCCCUGUCCCUCUGGGAGCGUUGUGGCGCGCGGUCGGCAGCGAGGGCGGCGGCGCUGGCGUUCCACUAGCCUUCGCCGCGGUCAGCCUCGUCGCGUGCCGCGCCCACGUGCCUCCUGCCGCGUGCCGCGCCAUCAGCGGCUGCCUCGCGGCCGCCCUUGCUCCGCCCGGGACUCUUUCGCGCAUGGCCCUCGCUGGGCUCGCCGCCGCAAUCCCGUCCUUCCCCGCUGGCGCCAAGAGAGGCCACCCCUCCCUCGACGUCCGGGAAGGCCCCUGCCGCUUUGACUGGUGCGGCGCUCCUGACACGCAGUGCAGUCCGGGAUGUUCCAGGCCGCGCACUCCCGGGGGGCGCGGGUGCCACCGGCCGCGCUGUCCGUGCAGGGCUCACCACAACCUGCCACCUGCCGAAGCACUGCCCAGCUCCUCCGUGCCAGACGCGCCUGCGGCGCCCGCCGGAGCCGCGCCCGAGGAGCCUUCCAGCGGCGCAACCGCGAGCUCUCAGGCUGGCUUGGAGCGACCCCUGAAAGCGCAGCCCGCUGCAGAGGCACCGGCGCCCACGGCGCGCGUGAACGCGCGGGGCUGGCACCAUCCUGUGAAUUUCGCGGGCCUCGGGGACGAGAUGACUGCGCUCUGGGGCAGCACUUGGGGGCAGAAUGUGCAGGAUGUGGUUGUCGGCGCGGCGCGGAGCUAUGUCGCUUUGCGGAAAUUGCUUGAACUGCACAAGAAGUCUUCUGACCGGUACAAACCGUUCUCCGUCGACCGCUGCUCGGUGGACACGCCGGGCGGGGCUGGGGGAUUUUUCGACUUUCUGCAGAAGAAGAACCCCCGGAAGACAUACAAGCACCCGCUCUACGACAUUCCACUGCCAGUGUCUUUCCUGAACAGCUGCCUCCUGCUCAAUCUCCAUUGCGUCGACCCGGUGGACGACCCGGUCCAGCAGCGAGUGCGCGGUUAUAUCCUGUCGUGUGAUGCAUCGCUUGGCGAGAAAAAUUACUGCGCGACUGUGCUGCGCGCCGUGUUGGUGGUGCGCGCCGCGCGGCAUUGCGAAUGCGCGGCCUGCGUCGAGGGGAAGUCCUUGCUCUCGGAGGCUGACAUCCUCGGGUGCUUCGUGGCUGGGCGGGACAACCGCGACCCCAGUCUCGUCCGGCGGAGCACCAGCGAAGGGUUUUUUUUCUGCGGGAGCAAGUCGGAGUGCCUCCUGCUGGUGGGGGGAUCCAGCGUCCUCGACGCUCUCCCCGGCGGCGACUACGCCGAUGGCUUCGAGCGCAGCGUCGACCUGCUGCUGCGCUUCUUGUCCGACGAGUCGGCGGGGGACGCGGCGCUCUUAGAUGAGAUUUGGAACAUCUAUGCCAACUUCCGCGGGUUCGGCGGGCUGGGCAACGACGCCGACGGAUGGGGUUCAGCGCGUGUGGCCAGGGACGGGCACGUGGCCAUGUACGCCGCCAUGAAGAUCCGGCUGGAGGAUGUGCGCCUGCGGUGCGGCGACGCUGCUGCCUGCCUGGCCGACGUCGACUGCAUGGUUCUCCAAGACAACUUAUGCAAGCUCGUGGGGGUUUUGCAAACGAGCACGACGGGAAACCUCUACGGCAAGGGGCGCGGCAGCGCGCUGUUGGCGCGCGGCGUGGAGAAGAGGGCGGCGGCCCCUGCUGGCGACUCGGGCGACGAGAGCGAGCCGCGUUGA